GCAAAAUUGAUUGAGGUUUCUGAACUUUCUGUGCUGAACGUGCAUGGCUGUUGAGAUGUGAAAGUAUGGGCAAAACUUUGCUUUGUGUCGAAAACUGUCGAUGAUCUUUGCCAAGGAAUGUCUUGUAGUUGUACAGUACUUCAGUGAGCAGGCAUUUAACAGUGUGGACUCAAAAUGCUUCCAUCUGACAUUGCAAGACUCGUUCUAAUGUACCUCAAAGAUGAAGGGCUUACUCGCUCUUAUCAACAGUUCUUCAAAGAGAGUCCACAUCUAGAAGAACUAAGAUGUCAUCCGGAUGUUGAGCCCUCGGUCCCGUACGAAAAGGGUUUACCAGAGAUUCUGAACGAGUAUGCAAAACUCAUCAAUGCAAUCAAGGAUAGAUUGAGCUGCAACCAGGUGGUUAAUUCACUGUGGAAGAUGCACACUGAGGUCAUCAGUCAGUUAAAGUUUCAGUAUACUGGCAAUGCUGGAUUACUACAGACACAGGAAAAGACAAGCAUUAACCAACGAGCUCUUUCCAGGAAUAGAUUGAUAAGCUUACGCAAGCAGCAAGAGUUACAACGUAAAAUGGUCGCCUCCCAACCCAUAGUGACUAUGCCUACAAGCAGUCCUAACUCUGUAGCAAGCACUAGCCAACCUGAGAUAAGCUCUGCAUUAAGCUCCUCCUACUCAGCGAUAGACUCCUCCUACUCAGCAUUAAACUCCUCCUACUCAGUGAUGAACUCCUCCCAUUCAGUUCCAAACCCCAGUCACUUUGUGGUCAAUUCAGGACCAGUGACUAGUAGCAGAGUCUGUGUUGCUACCAGCCCCAUUGAUAUUGCAAAUGGGAGUACUCCUGCAGCACACAGCAGUGACAUGAUGCAGAGGGAAGGAACAAGAUUAUUGUCUCCUGAGAUGGAGUUUGAGAUGCAGGAGGGUGACACCAGCAGACAACAACAAUCAUCAAACCUACUUGACCUUCAACGUGGCCAAGUGGUUAUACCAGAACAGAGAACGCCAGCCAAAUCCUUUCACCAUGCAGGAACGCUACAAGAUACUCCCAUCGGCAAAUCCCCCAAAAGAAAGAGUGCUACACCCAGACGCCUACAGGGUACCAUGGCAACCACAAUAUCACCUCGUUCUGACACCACCUUGUCAGCCAAUCAGUGGGAGGAUCAUGAAGAUGGGCGGGACUUACCGGAGGUUCUGGAGUCACUCAUCAAAAAUAUUGAAUUCCAAGAAAAAUUGGCGCAGAACAUCAACAAGGCUAUUCCACUUGAGAAUAUGGACAAACAGGCAGAGCCACUCAAAUCAGCCGACACAAGCAACAACCUAGAUGGCCAAUCAUCAACAUCCAUAGAAGAACUUCUUAAUCUUCAAAUGAGUGAUGACACUAUUCAUGACAUCGUGCAGAAGACCAGCUCAGAUCCUGCGUUUGAAUCCUUGUUUUCAUUGUUCAAUCAGAAUUCUCAAGACGGUUCCAGUCAGCAACUUGAGAACCUCAGCAAUGAAGCCCCUGCAGCUAACAGUGACAUCAUGACGGGCCAAUCAGAAGUGCCUGCCACACUCCAGUCCAACCAAUCACACAGCAUGACUGAUAAUGGGGUGGUCCCACAAGCAGCCAAUCAGAGUUCUGGAGAGGUAGUCCCUGUUUGUGGACCUGCAGCAACUUCAAGCUCUACCUCUUCAAGUUCUGUAAAUGUAAAUGAAAGCAGAUAUACAGGUCAGCUGAAUAGCACAAGUGUUCCACCUGCUGCCACCAGUUCCUUUAUGGCAGUUGCUCAACAAGAUGCUGGAAACCAGUUGACUACCUCAUCAACAACGCAGAUACCAAACCCAUCCACAGACCAAGUAGUUACACUACCAGUCAUACUCAAUCAGUCAGGACCCUAUCAAGUGGUACAGCAGCCUAAUACUGGCAAUUCUCAGGGGAUUAUUUUGAACAGUCCAGCCAGUUUGCCAGGUGGAACUAUCUUCGUGUCUCCAGACGGCAGGAUUCUUGGCACUUCAGGUGUAGUCUUACAGAGUGGCCAGCCAUUGCAGGCAAGUGGUGUCGUGCAGAGUGUCGAUAUCAGACAGUCUGGCAUGCAAGGUGUCGUUUCAAGUGGAGGAGUGGUACACAAUGCUUCACCGAAUAAUCCUCGCCCCUGCCCGAUUCAUGAAACACAAUCAGGCUACGCUGGGGAGAGUACUGGUGGUGCAAAACAAUCAACUGGCCCAUCAACACGAUCAGCUGUCACACCAUCAACAGUCAACCAAACAAACACUGUUUCCAGUGGCGGAGGUCAGAGUGAGGUUUUGCAGUUACUUGGUAGCAUGGUCCAAUCAGAUGUUGGGUCCUUGUUUAGUGGCUCGCCAGAAAAAUCCAAUGCUAGAACGCCAACUUCUUCGAAACGAACUCCCCAAAAGGCCAGGUCAAGGAAGAGGGGAGCAAGAUCUCCUAAAACACCUAGCAUCAAAGGUCGCCCUGGCAGCCAAACAUUGAACAGAAAUAACCAGAACAACAAUGAAACAAUUGGGAGUCCUGGACUGAACCAAAGCACUUGUUCCACUGAGAGUGUAGUCAGGUUGCACUCAAAUCAAGCCAUCAGUGAGACUCAAAAUAUCUUCUCUGCUAUAACUACAGAGAGACAGGUUUCGAACCCUGGAUUGGUGUCUGGUAGACAUGCUCCACAAGUUUCCACAACUUCCCCAAUAUCGCCUCCAGUGAAUACUGGAAAACAGAGAAAACACAUUCAAUUCAAGCAAGUUGUCCUGCCUCGAGCACUUGAUGUUGGGGGUUCUCUUGAAUUGCCAUCCAAACAGACACGACAAUCCCCUGCCAGUACCACCAAACGUCCUAGAGCCACAAGAGCAAAAAGACAGGGUAGCAAUGCACAAAUGAUGGAUCAGAGCAGACCUUCUGAUCCAACUAUUCAAAAAACUGUUGCCACAUCAGCCAAUCAGUAUGAAAUGGUUCCAGCAUCCAAACCAGCCAAUCUCCAAGCCCAGCUUACCAAGUCAACACCAGAGAGGGUCCUUCACAUGCCCAGUGACAUGUCCCCAGAGGUCAACAUUGCAGCGCAAAUGCUAGUCUGCCUGUCAAACAGUCCCCCCUCAUUGCGACAGUCUCCAAACCGCUUGCAGAGACUACGACGCAACUCUGGCUGCUCCCCAGCUAGAAGCCCAACACGGGAUCACAUUGUAGAGCUGCGAAAAGAAAUUGGAUUGACUCCAAAACACCAUCGUCUUCAGCAGAACAACCUGACUGACACACUCUCAGCAUCCACCAAAACUAGCCUGGAACAGCCUCAUCCUAAGGAAUGUUCCACAGGCAUUAAUGAGGUGAAUGGGAGUGGCGGCAAAUCCCAGGAUAGAUUAUCAAAUGAACAAACACAAAAGAAGGAUGCAAAUAACAGCAAGCGCAAAUCAAGGACUCCUCGCAAACAGACGCACAUAGUGACGGAGACUGUGGUUCUUACCGUGCCAUCAGGACCCAGCCAGAAAUCAAAGACCUCUGCAGCAGCAUCUGACCACACCUCUGCUCCAUCAACCAUCCAAACCAGAGCUGCAACACUCAAAUCCAAAAGUCCUGGAAAACUCACUAAUGAUGCCAUUCCCACACGGAAGUCAUCGCGGAACAGCAAGAGUCCUGGGAGGCCAACUGGCGGUGUGAAUGGCCCAGGAAAAGGUGACUCGGGAAAAGCUGUAUGUGAACAUUCAGAACAGGAUUCUGAGAAAACAGAAAGCAGAGGACAAAAAAGAAGCAGAGAGGAAAACACCAAAGAACAGAGUAUGAAGAAACCAAAAACUGCCAAAAACUCAAAGAAGACUAAGAAAUCCAAAGGCUUUCCAUCCAAUCUUGAUGUGGACAAGUUUCUGUCAAGUCUCCAGUAUGCAGAGUGAAGACAGAGAUACAGGGAGAUACAUGUUUGAGACAUGGCUACGGGCAGAUUGCCUAGCUACGGGCAGAUUGCCUAGCUACGGCCAGCAACCUUUGUUUGCGCCUAUGGAAGUAGCGGAAUGCACUUCCAAUAGACACGUCUCUCUGCCAGAUGUAGCCAAGUCAUUUGACCACCACAUUUUUUUUUCUUUUUUAAAUCAUGUUCAUUUAACAUUAUAUUUAACCCUUUAAAUGAAGGUUUGGACAAAGAUAAACUAAAAGUAAAACUUAAGAAAUGUUUUAAUACAUUUAUUUACUUUGAAUGUAAGGUAGAAUUAAUCAUUUGGACUGAAUAGUACCAUUCUUAGCCACUCACAAUAUUUCUCUAACAUCCGAUCCAAAGAAAGUGUCCUACUUCAAAAAUACAAAAAGUAAAAAGUUACAGAUGAAUCUGCAGAAAUGAUUGGAUGAACCCAGGGUCAUUGUUUUAUACUGUAUUAAUAAACCAGUUGUUUUGUACAAUUGCUGGCACAAUGGUUUUUUGUGUAUAACAGACGUGUCUCCUUGGUGUAUGUUAGUCAUGGUCCCAAGACACGCGUAGUGUGGUGUACAAUCCAAGUCUCACUAACUGUUGAGGCCAUUUCACACUGUGGUCAUUUUCAUGUUGCAACAUGGGUCCACCGUAAGUGGAACUGGGUCCAAUCAAACAUGGAAAGGCAAGACGGCAGUCUGUAUUGAAAUACAUGUAGAAAAUCAUUUUAACUGUAAAUCAAAUGGCAAGGAUCUAUAUGUCAGUUAUAUAAAACAAAUAUUGAGUGGCUUGAAAUUGUGAAACUCUGAGCCACUCAAUAUUUGUAUACUCACCAGUUGUUCCCCUGGAAAAAAAUUAGAAUGCCCCCUCUUUAUGCCUUGGUGUAUAUGAAACUGAAUUUUAACUAGAUUUCUCUAUGCAAAUUUAGUAGAAAUUCUCAGUAGUAUCUCUGCACAAAGCCUAGACCAGGACUCCAUUUCGUGGCUAACACAGCCUUUGUCUGUUUGACAGAGACUGUACUUAUUAUUAUAACACAUUGGGAUUGUGUGUGAACUCUCAAUGCGAUUGUGCGUUUCCUUUUUAUGACUUUUUUUGAGACGAAAUAACACUCAUCCAUUGAUCAACAAUUUCCAUCAUGGACUUCA
Molecule: messenger RNA, 5017 nt
Organism: Patiria miniata (bat star)
Lineage: Eukaryota; Metazoa; Echinodermata; Asteroidea; Valvatida; Asterinidae
Product: protein NPAT-like
Exons: 14
Coding region: 175-3864 (1229 amino acids)
Cellular component (GO): nucleus
Molecular function (GO): protein binding; transcription coregulator activity
Source: RefSeq, a predicted model, not a curated record